Cotesia congregata is the source of this 636-nucleotide messenger RNA. The record is from the annotation of a GenBank genome assembly. NCBI's taxonomy places the organism in Eukaryota, Metazoa, Arthropoda, Insecta, Hymenoptera, Braconidae.
AUGCAUUCAUCACGUACACCAAGGAAAUUUCCUGUUUUUGUAUUUCCUCAGAGUAUUACUUUUUAUUUAGAUGAUCAGUCAACACAUAAACAAGUAUUAACACUUUAUAAUCCUUAUGAAUUUCCAGUUAAAUUUAAAGUGCUAAGUACUGCUCCAAAUAAAUAUAAAGUAGUUGAUCCUGAAGGAACAAUUAAGUCAAGAUGCUGUGUGGAUAUUGUUGUAAGACACACGGCUUUACUAGCUGCCAAUUGCAAUGUAGUAGAUAAAUUUAGGAUUCAAAUGCAAGAACAUCCUACAAAACAAGUAAUAGGAAAACGAGAUGUCGAAGCUAAACUCUUAUCUGGAGUCAGUGAUCCAGGAAGACGUACUCCAGAUCCUGAGAUGUUUCAACAAUUACCUCUUAAUGAAACUAGACAACAAAGAAAUUAUUCAUUAGCUUCUCAAGCACGGACAAUAGAAAGAGGAACGAAUUAUAUAGCACUCAUUGCGGGAAUUGUCUGUAUCAUCGGGUUACUGUUACCUACCGAAGGAGAACAAAGUCUAAGCAUACCUGAAUAUCUCUAUCUAUCAGUUAAUUUCAAACUUAUAUUGUCUUUUGUAUUAGGAUUGGUUACAAUCAUAAUUUUGAGAUUGUAA